UGUCAGAGAAGCAGUUCAACAGGGCUCACAAGGUUCACUGGAAAUGCUGCCUAUGUAAAUAAUGUUGAAUUCCUUUGGCUCCCAUACACAAUCUGUCUGAACAUGUACAUAAAUAAAUGAAACUGUAGACAGUUUUUUCGUUCGUGCAUCCCUGGCACCUAGAUGAACACUUUACAGUUGUUUUCGUGACUGUAAGUCAUUCCCUUCAAAUGCUUUUGAGCUUUAAAUGAUGGGACGUUUUGUGUACGAGUCCAUUCAGCGGUGAAAUGUCCAUUUUUACAUAGGAUUCGGCAGUUUAUUUGAUUAAAUAUCGAAAAUCUAAAAGACGUGCGUUAUACACCUUCGUAAAUACUAUACAGUUGGUUUUAUGACUGUAAGGCAGAUGCUGUUGGAGUUAGAAACGUGUAUACCGAUGUCGUAUGUAACUUUAGAGACGGUCCCUUAAUUUGAAGUCCAGAGUCCAGCCAACUUUACGCCGUUCAGCAAACGGUUCGAUGACGAGCACUUCGUCCGGAGACGAUUGGUGUUACGUGGGCGUGGACGCGGGCAGCGGCAGCGUUCGAGCCGCGCUGGUUUCCCGCGACGGCCGUGUUACAGCCACGGCCGAGGAGCCCGUGCACAUCUGGCAGCCUCAGGCAGAUCAUUACGAACAAUCUUCCGACGACAUCUGGAGGAAAUGCUGCAGCACUGUGAAGAAAGUGACCGAAGGCAUCGCGAAGGAGCGAGUGCGAGGGAUCGGGUUCGAUGCCACGUGCUCGUUGGUGGUUCUGGACCAGAACUUUCAGCCUGUAGCUGUUAAUAAAGAUGGUGUCAAGGAGAGGAACGUGGUCAUGUGGAUGGACCACAGAGCGACGGGACAAGCGUCUCGCAUCACAGCCACUUCUCACCGAGUCCUGAGCGCCGUCGGCGGCGUGAUGUCUCCCGAGAUGCAGCCGCCCAAGUUACUGUGGCUGAAAGAGAACCUGAGGGAGCGCUGCUGGAAGGAAGCCGCACACUUCUUCGACCUGCCAGACUUUUUAUCCUGGAAGGCAACAGGUUCGCUGGUGAGAUCACUGUGCACGGUGGUGUGUAAGUGGACGUAUUCGCCGCUGGACGGCUGGGACGACAGUUUCUGGGCCGCCGUCGGUCUGCAGGACUUGAUCGAGAACAAUCAUUCAAAAAUGGGAGAGCGGACGUGUUGUCCCGGCAGCCCGCUCGGAGGAGGACUGACUCCGGAGGCAGCUGCAGAGUUGGGUCUGGAGCCGGGAACAGCUGUGGGAGCGUCUCUGAUCGAUGCCCACGCAGGAGGACUGGGCAUCAUCGGGGCGGAUGUAAGCGGCCAUCAGCUGCCGUGUGAAAAUCAGCCAAUCACGUCGCGCGUUGCUCUGAUCUGUGGAACAUCGUCCUGUCACAUGGCUGUGAGCCAGAAGCCUCUGUUUGUUCCAGGUGUGUGGGGUCCGUACCUGUCCGCCAUGGUACCGGAGCUGUGGCUUAACGAAGGCGGUCAGAGCGCUACAGGGAAACUGAUUGAUCACGUGGUGACGGGACACGCCGCUUUCUCUCAGUUAAAAGAGCGAGCGGAGAACAGUGGAGUGAAUAUUUACUCUUUCCUGAACGGCCACCUGGAGGAAAUGGCCAAAGACCUGAAGAACCCGGACGAACUGACCACCGGCGUGCACGUGUGGCCCGAUUUCCACGGCAACCGGUCUCCUCUCGCUGACCAGAGCCUGAAGGGCAUGGUUAUCGGACUGUCUCUGUCUCGGACGCUGGACGACUUGGCUCUGCUUUACCUCGCUACUCUACAGGCUACUGCUCUCGGCACCAGGCACAUCCUGGACGCGAUGAGGGACGCGGGACACGACAUCACGACCUUGUUCCUGUGUGGAGGGCUCAGUAAGAACGCUCUGUUCGUGCGCGUGCACGCCAACGUCACGGGUUUGCCAGUCGUCCUGGCCGCAGAGAGAGAGGCCGUAUUGGUCGGUGCUGCAGUUCUGGGGGCCUGCGCCUCACGGGACUACACCUCCAUUCAGGAAGCCAUGGAGAAAAUGGCCAGAAUAGGAAAAGUGGUCCGACCGAACCUCGAGCUCGAGAGCUUUUACAGGAAGAAGUACGCCGUGUUCCUGCGGCUGUUCGCCCAUCAGAGAGAGUACGCGGCGCUGAUGAGCGACGGCCACACUGACGCUGACGUGUUCACGCCUCUCAGGAAGUGAAAGUCUGGCCUGGUGAACACACUGCUGCAGUUUCCUCUGUGGGCAUCGGAUCCGAAGCUGCGCUGCUUCUACUGCUGCUCGUUUCGUCUCUCGAACACGAGCGUGUCAGCAGCAUGAAUUUAGAGCUCUUUAUUUAUUUAUAUAUAUAUAUAUAAAUAAAUAAACCAUGGUCCGAUUGAGAUGUUUGAUAGUCAGAUGUAGAUGUUGAGUUAAAUCAUUCCUGCUAGCUCAGCUCUCAGCGUGGUUAAUGCUGACAGAAGCAGAGGUGUGUGUGUGUGUGUGUGUGUGUGUGUGUGUGUGAACUGACAGGCUGAAAGCCACAAAGCCAUCCAGUUAAAAGAGUGUGUAAAUCGUUUAAGGCCUACACGAAUCCUCCACCAGCUGAGCGAGCGAUCUGCUCCGAGCACAGCGAUGGAAACGUUGAGUGAUGACACACCACCGUUCGCGUCCUUCACCCCCUUCCCUACAGAGCGUCGAUCCGCGCUCACAUCCUCUCACGAGCUGGUAUGCAUGACAUGACACGACCUGAAGGAUUCUCAUCCGUCCGCGUUCAUACGCCAGACGUGCACUACGUAAGAUUCCGGUACAGUAAUCGAAAGAUCGGCGGACGUCCGGACGUGUACGAGGACGCUUCCGUUCCGAUCGAUGUCGAAAGACGCUCACAGGAGGAGUCGGUAAUAAUCUAAACGAGGACGCAAUUUGGAAAUACGAGCUGAUCGACGCCGGAGGUUUAGGUUUAGAGGACGCCGGUUUGGACUUGUUACAGGAAGUAACACCUUUACUGGUACGUGUGAUUAUUUCCUGUGUCGGUGGUUUCCUUCUAAAGAACCCACCCACGUCACAGGGUGAAAGUGCAGCACGACCCCGACGAUCUCAUGAGCAUGGAAAAACCUCGUUCAUCCGUUUUCUGUACGUUUACAAUCGCUACGAAUCAUCACUAAUCAUCUAAAAGGGAAUAACAGGAAAUGACUUCUUCCCGUCUCGGACUUCUUUAUUUUCCGGACAUCACCGUGCACGUGGAGGAGGUUAGGAACAAAAGUUUGCGUCCUCAUACGAGUUUUAAAUAGAAAACAAUUACAUUUUUUGCAUUUUAGAAAUAAAAAUAAAUAAUAGGCCAGUCUGCAAGGCCAAAGUUUCCGAGGACACUGUGUAAAGCUUUUUUCGAUUUAGUCGUAGCCGGUUCCCGCUCCACAGGUCGGCUCUCCUUUAUCAUACUACAGCUAAUACCCGGAGAGACACGGGGAGCGCGACACACUCGGAGGAAAGCGCUGUACGCCUUCUUCAACAGACGCGACCUCACAGACGCCCAUGAUUGGAUUGGAUUGGCUGGCUUCGCUGUGAUCGACAGGGGCGAGAGAGUACGCUCCUCCCACCCUGACCGCUCUGCGUUCGAGUCACGAGCACGAUGGCGGCGUACCUUCUCUUCUCCGACUACAAAAAAACAAAACCGAGGUUUUUUUUAACUCUACUUCUAGAAAAUGAAAAAAAAAAAAAAAGUUUUUAAGAAAUUUAUGAAACCGCUGUAAACUUCAUCGCUGCAAACUGUAUCGUAAUUGUACAACGCUGUCGUAUUUUGUGCAGGAAAUGAUUUCAUUGUAAAAAUUUUGCAUUUUUUUUUUAAAUUUAAAGUCCUACAAUAAGUUUUAACUGCAUGAACCAAAUAUAUAAUAACAGAAAUCGGCUUUUGAGACGAGGGAACGUUGCAUUUCAACAGAUUUAACAUCAACGUCGCAUCCGUCGAUUCCAACUCGGAGCUCGAAGAAAGUUUUCCCACUCGUAAUUCCGACUUCGUGGUGGCGUUCACCGUCGGACUCCCGGUCACGGAUAUCUGUGGCAUCGACCUGACCAUGUUUUAAAAUUUUGUAAUGAAAAAACCUGCGUAGGUGAAGUGAGAAACGUGACCGGGUCAAUCCGGGUCGUUCUAAUCGGGAACAUGGAGCACAACAACAUAUUCGUCUUGCAGUUGAUUUAGAGUCCGGUUAUAAUCCCGGAGUGGACGAUGAAGUCCUUAAAUGCAAAUGUUUAAGGAUUUGAAUGAACACUUUUUCUUUUUUUUAUUUUUGUAUUUAAUUGCUAAUUGUGAGUAAAUUAUAAUAAUAAAAAAAAGAUUUUAAAAAUGA
Ictalurus furcatus (blue catfish) is the source of this 4309-nucleotide messenger RNA. RefSeq names its product FGGY carbohydrate kinase domain containing (gene fggy). The record is from RefSeq and is a predicted model, not a curated record. Gene Ontology annotation, molecular function: phosphotransferase activity, alcohol group as acceptor; kinase activity. Gene Ontology annotation, biological process: carbohydrate metabolic process. Lineage: Eukaryota; Metazoa; Chordata; Actinopteri; Siluriformes; Ictaluridae. Bases 495 to 2189 code for a protein of 564 amino acids. The transcript has 16 exons.